AUGAGCAGCUAGCUAGCCGAAGCCGACACACCAAAAACUUCAGAAAGAGCUUUUGAGUUUCAGCUAUAUCUCCCACCUCUUUAAAGCCACCAAGGGGAAAUCCUAAAAAACCUCUUCAAAAACUAGAUAUAUGUGACUGGUGACUUCACCUUCCCUGGUAUUGAAGUUCAAGAACUUCAAAAUCUGGCUUCGAACCACAUCAGAUUCAAACUUUUCUCAUUACAGACUGCAGUCAAAACUGACGACUCACUGUAUUCAUACGAAGCAGCGCAGUAGAAAAGGAGAAACGUGAAGGAGGUUCGUUAAAAGCAGUGGAAAGGGAAGUGAGGAACAUGGCAGAACUAAGCAUGGGAUUGCUCAUUGAUAUUGUUGAUGAAGAAUGGAUGAGAGACACUCUCCCAGAUGACGAUCUUCUGUUACCUCCUGUGUUGGAAGCUCGGACCGAUGACAGUGAAGAUACUAAUCAAGAGACUCAACCAGUGGAUGGAGAUACAUGGCAUGAUCUUGCCCUAGGAAAUGUACCAUAAGCAUCCUUUUUAUGGUUAUGCAGUCCGUGCAGUAGUUACAGAAGAGCAACUUGUGUUAUGUAGCAUUGUGUAGUUUGAAGUGCGACUCUCAUAAGGACCUGCCAAACCUUUUAUCAACUAGUGGUUAUUUCUUAAACGAAUUGCAUUUCAAUGUAUUCCUAUUUUCAAAGAGUUGUUUAACAUGCCAAAGAAAUAAACAGAGCAGGUUUUGUGAUUCAA
This is a messenger RNA of Papaver somniferum (opium poppy), 746 nucleotides long. Its product is annotated as anaphase-promoting complex subunit 13. Gene Ontology annotation, cellular component: anaphase-promoting complex. The coding region runs from base 333 to 527 and encodes 64 amino acids. The record is from RefSeq and is a predicted model, not a curated record. NCBI's taxonomy places the organism in Eukaryota, Viridiplantae, Streptophyta, Magnoliopsida, Ranunculales, Papaveraceae. Gene Ontology annotation, biological process: protein K11-linked ubiquitination. The transcript is spliced from 2 exons.